Leishmania mexicana MHOM/GT/2001/U1103 is the source of this 861-nucleotide messenger RNA. RefSeq lists its product as hypothetical. Bases 1 to 861 code for a protein of 286 amino acids. Lineage: Eukaryota; Euglenozoa; Kinetoplastea; Trypanosomatida; Trypanosomatidae. The transcript has a single exon. The record is from RefSeq and is a predicted model, not a curated record.
AUGGCGCAGUGCCUCACGUGGCAAGUUCUCGACCAGCGGCAGACCGGCGAGUGUCUCGACGCCGUAGACCUUGAGGCGCUGCGAGUUGUCAUCAAGCGCAUCGACGACGAUCACGGUGGGGCGCUGCUACAGUCGGGUAAGCGAACUGCGACUCAGGUGAAUGUGUUGCUGGACCUCUACGGCCAUCUUGUCUUGUUUGCCAAAGCGUCGCAGUUUUCCCAGUUCAAGACAAGUACGCUCUUUGGCAUCGUGCAUCGUGUGCACGAAGCGAGCAUCGUAGAUCGCCUUUCCCGCUUUCACUCGUACGACCUCCUCCGGGAGCUCGUGGUGCGGCACAGCGUACACCGCCCGCCGUACUCGACGAUGGUGUUCAACGUGCGAGAAGUGCAGGAUAUCGACACGUACAUGAUGAGCACCUACUACCGCCACUAUAAAAUGUACGUGUACUGCUUUGUACCACGCGAGGUGGCGAGCCUUCGGACAGUCAUGCUGAACGACACCGCCGAGGUACCGCCAGCUCAACUCCCGCCUCUGUCCGCUGCCAUUAAAGAGGAUGCUUGGAAGCAGAAGAUGCAGGAGAAGGUGCGCACGCUCGAGGAGGCCGAGAUGGAGGAGGAGCUGAUCGUCUCAGAUGCGGUGUCUGAGGCGCAGAAGAACGCGGCCACGCUUGACAAUUCCAGAUUUAUGGCCGGCAUUCGCGUGCAGCUUGAGGCGAUUCGCGACGCCGUGUCGACAAAGUCCAGCGAACGACUAGACUUCAUCGAGGAGAAACUCACGGCUAUUGAGGCCAAGGUGAAUGAGGCGCAGAGUAGUGGCAAUCGUAGUCGUCAGGGCUCCAGAGGGUCGUCGAAGAAGAAGUGA